Molecule: messenger RNA, 3311 nt
Organism: Pocillopora damicornis (cauliflower coral)
Lineage: Eukaryota; Metazoa; Cnidaria; Anthozoa; Scleractinia; Pocilloporidae
Molecular function (GO): protein binding
Source: RefSeq, a predicted model, not a curated record
UUUUCAUGGUAACCAUGUUAGCAACAAAUAUGUUUUGAAGUACUUCACCAAGUACAUUUGGGUCACAAAGUCGGGGGAACUAGCUGCGGACCGCACCACGCUCAGUGAAAGGCUCCAAGGACUCUCAAACUGUCCUGAACUGUAUUUCUGUAAUCUCUCGGUUCUGUUAUACACAACUGAUUAAUUCUGCUUACAUCUAGUUUUACUUCAUUCUAUGUAACUCUGGUUAAUAUCUUAGACACCACACUUUCAUUCUCACAGAAGAGUUCUCAUUGACUAACUCACCUCUACUAUUGAAUCCUAUCUACUAAGAAAGUUCUAAAGUACAUGCUUAUAUAUUUGCUAUCGGUGGGGAUGGGUGGGCAUGCUAACUGAGUGGCCUUGGAAGAUAUACAUUUAUUGUUAGAACAUUAACCCAAACUUACAUAAAUCUCGCAAAUUAACAACGAUACACUUAGUGGUUCCGAUCCACCGUGUCAACCUCUGACUGCGAAAGGUCUGAAAGAGUCUUGGCGCCUGAUAGGUCGCAACGGGCAAUGCUAUCGUUGAGCUGUUUCGACUAGUCAGAAGUUAUAACGAUACAUUUCCUCUUUUUUUCUCUUUUGAUCAGGAUCGAUAAUGCUAAAUUGUUGAGAUGAAAGCGAGCUCCACGCGUCACCAUAACACCAAAACAAAUAAUUUAUACAGUGUCUUAAUUCGUCUCCACUGGUUGUCUCGCGGUCCUUUUACAACCACGUGAGACAUUAGACACUCUUGAAAAUAUUGACAGUCUUCAUUGUUAGCUAAAAUUUGCAUAUUACUACUUUCAUCAUAAUUUGUACGCAAAUGAUCAUAAACUGACCAUGAUAGUAUUGAAUGAUUACCAUUCUGCUAUACUUUUGGUUGGAGUUAUGGUAAUUAGCUCAAAGAUUUCAGGUACCUCUCAGUCACCAUCAGGUAUCAUUGUUGAAGCAGUACAGGGUUCGGAUUUUGUCAUAAUAUCAUGGAAAUAUCAAGAAAGCGCUAAGUUUUACAGAAUCUUCUUCAAAGGAUUUAAUUCAAUGCAGGGAAACUCAAACAGUCCACCACACGAGGUCGGUCCAAUGCAAGUCUACUGUUUGGCGGAUAACACUACAUGUAGUUAUUGUGUGUCAAACAGUGACAGGGAUGUCUCGUGUAACAAAUUUAACAAAAAUUAUGGGGCACCUUUGCUUGAGAGUAAACUGGAAUACGAGGAGCCCGUGAGCAUAAAAGUUGAAGCUUGUACUCAUGUAUACCCUGACUCAUGCCAGAGUCAUAAUGAGUGGAUCAAUUAUACAAUUCCAGCUGGAGCACCCAGUGCAGUGAGGGAUGUACACGCAAGGCCAUUAUCAUCCAAAACGGUCGAAGUCACGUGGUUUCCCCCUUAUCAAACAAGAGGAACUAUUGUAAUGUACACUAUAUUGUACAAAACUGAUCACGGUAUGAAAAUGGGCGAAGAAUUCAGACGUGUAUCAAGAGCAAUUAUCACGGGCUUGAGUGCAAAAACGACUUACAGUGUUUGGAUGACAGCCUCUACGGCCAGGAAAGAAGGCGCAAAAUCCAAUAUCAUCACUGUUCAAACAUAUGAAGACGAAUGUGUGUCUAAUCCUUGUCAGCAUCAUGGAAAAUGUCACGUGGAUGGCAUGUCCUAUUUGUGUAAUUGUUUAAGAGCCUGGGAAGGAGCAAACUGUGAAAUUCCUGAAAGUUUUGUUAUGCAGAAAAACCUCUGUAUCGACACAGGAGGAGGAAACAAGCUUCCUUUUCAAACAAAUGUUUCCUUGGAGUUUUGCUCCGGAAAGUGUAGAGAGAAUUUAAGCUGUAAAUCGUUUGAAUAUGGACUGGGAUAUGGAAAUAAUGGAACAUUCGUUAAAUCUCUUCGUCGACAUGGUCUUGGAAUAUGCAAAAUGCAAGGAGUGGACGCGACAGAGAGAGUCCUUAUCGCUUGUAACUAUGACUACUAUGAGAAGAGAACUCCUGUAUCAGCAGGUUCAAUAUCUUCUUUGCCAUAUAAGGCGCUUAUAACAACUUUAGCGUUAAUGUUUCUUCUCCAGAAAUAGCAGGGGGCGCAAAAUUUACAAUCAGCGCCAGCUUUAAUGUAAAUAAUGCACCGUGAUGUACAAAACAGAUUAUAUACUCCUGAAUGUAACUGAAUGGAUUACAUGUACCGCAUGAGCCCAGCUAAAAGCUCUUCCAAUGGUCUUGACUUAUCUAUCACAGUAGUUCAAGUUAUGUCCUCUUUGGUGAGAGUUCUUCUCUUUACGCUUUACAUACUGUUCUUAAUAAUGUACAUGAAAAAAAUACGUGCUUCUUAUCAGCUGAAAACGAGUGCAUUGUCAUGCAACACGAGUGCAAAUUACAAAUAGCGCGUGCACGCUUCCAAAAUUUCAUCUGUCUUGACCUUCUGCGAUGUCUUUUCAUGUACAUUAUUAACAAGUAGUAACAUGAUUUCGAGUGCAAUUUGGUGUACGCGACCACGGUAAAAAGUAGUCAUCAGUUGUUACCACUAUCCUUUUCAGAUCAAGGAUGACCUAAACAUGUACAAAAAGAACAUGCUACAAGCAAUCAUUACCUUCUUUUAGGGAAGUUUCUUUCAUUAUUAUUUGUUUAAGAAAGGAAAACAGUCUUAAAGGGGGGUAAAUUUCUGGGGAAACUGUGGUGCUGCGUCGGUGUGGGAGUGUAAUAAGAUAAUGUGUUUAACAAAUGAGUUCAUGAUGUAAGUUGGCCACCGCUGGCCACCGUGAAGAGUUCGUCAGAGAAAAGAGUUUAGAGUUACUUAAUAUUUGAUAUAGUUCUUACGUUCUAAACUGACUUUUUUAUUUCUUUCACUAUCAAAUAUACUUACUUAAGGAAGAUAAUAGUUCUUCGUUGGUUGAGGGCGACAAAUUACAACAUUUCAUGUUUUUGUUUUCAAAGUCAAUUUAUCUGUUGUUGUUAGUCAGUCAUGUAAAUUGUUCAGUCCAGCAUUGAUCGUCUGUUCUGAAGACUUGAGGUCCUUGUCAACGUAAAGAAUAUAAGUGUCAUUCGCAAAUAAGGAAAAUUUAAUUUUAUUUGAACAUAAGUAAAUGUCAUUUAGAUAAUACGACUGGAACUACUCGGUAAUAAUUCCCCAUAAACCAUAAAAAUUUUGUUUAUCAAGUAGUAUUUUGUGAUUGACAGUGCCAAAAGCCUUUUUUAAAUCAAUGGUAAUACCACAUGUAAUGCUUACCUGUAUUGUUCUGCAUAGUUUUAACAGUAUCAAGGAUCACAUGAUUUAAGGAGUGUGUCUCACGGAAGCCAUAUCAUGAGGAAUGUUUUAUCGUGUUUAUGCCAAU